Messenger RNA from Thalassophryne amazonica, 3710 nucleotides. RefSeq names its product caspase recruitment domain family, member 14 (gene card14). The record is from RefSeq and is a predicted model, not a curated record. Gene Ontology annotation, molecular function: protein binding. The coding region runs from base 315 to 3263 and encodes 982 amino acids. NCBI's taxonomy places the organism in Eukaryota, Metazoa, Chordata, Actinopteri, Batrachoidiformes, Batrachoididae. The transcript has 20 exons. Gene Ontology annotation, biological process: regulation of apoptotic process.
UGGUGAGUGUGACUCCGGUGAAUGAAGGGCUUGUGCUAGCACUGUAUUAAAGGUGAGUCCCUCACUGCACGACAUCACAGACGUCUUUCAGGUUUUGUCUCUCACACUCUUGUGCUUUGAAACAAACACUCAGUGGGCGUGGAAACAGCAUGACCUCCUUUUUUUCCCCUCCCCAGAUAAUGCUGAAAUUUUCUGCCUCCUCCAGUUAGUUUUCUCAUGUUUUAUUCAGGAAUGAGUUGGUGACCAUCUCUUUGCCAAAGGGCACUCCAGCUGUGUCUGUCGUCUCAGCGGGAGUCUUUCCUCACAACAUCAGCAUGGCGGGAGAGUGUGUUUCAGAAGGUCCAGACCUGAAGGAGAUGGGCGAGGAGGAACUGUGGGAGCUGAUUAACGAUAACCGCCACCGGAUCUCUCUGGGCGUGAGGCCGUGCACCGUGAUCCCGUACCUGAGACAGGCCAGGGUGCUGACCGAGCUGGACGAGGACGAGAUCCUCUCCUGCCACAACCUCACCAACCGCUCCAUGAGAACGAGUUACAUGCUGGAUCUGCUGAGGACCCAGGGAAGGAACGGUGCCGUGGCCCUGCUGGAGAGCCUGAUGAUCCACUACCCUCCACUGUACACUCAAGUGACUGGACGCAAGCCCAGUACUGAGCCCUCCAGAUUCAGCGGCCUGAUGAAAUACUCAGAGCUGACAGAAUACCUGAUCAGAGCUGUAACAGGGAUGCAGAAGGAGCUGCAGCAGGCGCGGUGCGAGGCCGGUCAGAUGAGUGCGCGCUGCGCCUCCCUGGAGUCCGAGAUUGAGCAGAUGAGCGAGCAGGAAGAGAAGUCCAGAUGCCUCCAAUCUGAGAAUGAGCACAUGCAGAGGCACGUGUGCUCUCUACAACGGGAAAUCACCAAGCUGAAAGACGAAAAAUGCGACUUGUAUAUGCGUUACACGGCAGCCAUUGAAGAGAAAUCGGCAGUGAACCUUCACUGUCAUGAUCUCAACUUACAGGUGUACCAGCUGCAAACUGAACUGCAGAAUGCACAGUCACAGAAUAAAUCCCAUAACCAGCGGCUGGUCAGGCGAGCUUCUGCUGCUGAUUUACCGCAGCUGCACGAGGACAUCAAGACUCUGCGCUGCCAGCUGAUGAAGGCCACAUAUGUUGAUCCGGCUCGGCAGGACAUCCUGGCCCAGGACUUGGCCGAGGCCAUAGACGGCCAGACAGAGCUUGCAGGGCAGCUCAGAUGUUACAGAGAGGAAAACGAGCAGCUACUCCGAGAAAAAGAAGAGCUCGUGAAUCAGAAGGAGACUCUGAGCCUUCAGGUGCAGCAGCUGACAGUGGAUGUCAGCAUGUACCAGAAGAAGAUCUCUGUGAUCCAGAGCCAGAUCAGAGAGCUGCAAGCAGAGAGAGACCAAGCAUACCAGUCCAGAGACGAGGCUCAGGCUCAUAUAGCUCGCAACCUGACUGAGAAAGACACCUUGAGGUGUCAGCUCAUGGAGCUCCAGGAGAAGGUCUUCAGCCUGCGUGUCACUCGCAGUGAGCAUCAGGGGAGCUCUGAGCAGAGACAUCUGAGCUGGGACAGCCAGAGGUCCAGCAGUGAAGAGUCCAUGUGUCCGCCGCGACGCAGACUGUGCCGCAUGGACGCGCUUAAUCCCACCUCACUGACUGUCUACAACUCAGAGUGUGAAGAUCCGAUGUUAAGCAGUAUCCGAUCACGAAACGCAGAGCCUCCCUGUGCAGAGUCGCUGCGCAGGCGGUACCAAGUUCUGUAUGCAGAUGACAGCUUGGAAACAGCUCAGACUGAUUCUUCGUUGGACGACUUUGUGUUCCUUCCCUUCGAAGGGAGUGAAGACGAGAAGACACCCAGGCGUUCCUCCUCCAGUGGCACCGCUUCUGAGGGGUUCUGCCUCAGGACAGCAGCUCCUCCCUUUCUGAUGCGUUCUCGUCAGAAAGCCAUCCGCGUCAACGGCCGCGUCAUUACCAUCUCCUUCAAUGGGGAGGCGCUGCUCGGCCAGCUAGCAGUGGUGGGGGGCAAUAAGACUGGAGUGUUUGUGCACCAGGUGACAGAAGGGAGCGCCGCCCAUGUAGUUGGCAUCAACUCAGGAGCACAGAUCGUGGAGGUGAAGUACGAGCAGAAGCAGCAGGUGCUGAGGAUGGUCCUGGAGGAUUCUACUUUAGAGGAAGCCAUGUGGGCUUUGGGCCAGGUCAAGGGUCUCUGUCACCUCUCCCUUCGACCCAGGCAACACGACUAUGAGAUGCUCCUCCAGCAGCUGCAGACUCAAGGGAACUCAUCAGGGGACUCCUUCUACGUGCGUGUCAACCUCUCACUCCCAGCGGGCUCCAAAGGAACCCUCGCCGUUUCCUGCAACGACAUCCUGCACGUGACCAACACGCGACCCGCCAGCUCCGAGGGCUUGUGGUACGCAAGCCAGGUUCACCCCUGUCAGCUCCUGGACCUCCAGAGUGGAAAUUUGCCCAACUAUUACAGGGCACAGCGACUUCUGAUCCUGGCGAUUGAACACAUGAACUUUCAGACAAAGAAAGGCCGAAAGGCUGAACCCGUUGUGUCCCAGGAGCAGCAGAAGGCCGUGAGGAUUGUGAGCACCGGGCGUCAGGGCAGGAACCCAAUGUGGGUCAGUGUUGAGGACGAAAAUACAGAGAGCGCAGAACCAGUGGAUUCAUCCACACUCAGAAGUUGCGUCACACUCAUGCCCUACACGCUGGUCACGCCCCACUACCCGCCCAGCUGCAGGCCCAUCCUGCUGCUGCCCACCAUCCUGGGACACAUCCUGGACAAGAAGCUGGCAGCCUGGACGGGUUUUGAGCUCUGUGAGCCGGAGGUACUGAGCUCCAAUGAGCACGCAGCCCGGCUGCAGCGGUCUGAAAUCCUGGAGGAGUGCGAGCAGGGACAGAACUGCUGCUACACUCUGCAGAGUGUUGAGAAGGUCGUGAAGAAGGGGAUCCACUGUGUGCUGCCUCUGGGUCUGGACUGUGUGCGGCGGCUGCAGAGGGCUGAGAUCUUCCCCAUCAUCAUCUUCAUCGCCCAAUCUGCACGGACUGCACGGAAACUGAGGUCGAAGCUGCAUCGAAACGGCCACUCGGAGGAGCAGCUGCUGACGUGUUCACAGAACGAGGAGCCGCUCUUGGACAAGCUGCCAUGUCUGUACCACAGCAUGUCCCCGGACUCCUGGUGCGACAGCGCCACCCUGCUGACCAGCCUGCGCACAGUUAUCUGGGCGGAGCAGAAGAAGAUUGUGUGGGUGGAGCCUGACUUGUGGUGAAACAAGUUCUGGAGUUAAUGUAUCACACAAAAAUAGGUGUGUGUUAAUAAUAAUAAUGAUAUUUUAUCUAUAUCGCACUUUCAGGUAGAAAAUUUUCAAAACCCUGCACAUUGUAGAUCGUCAAACAGAACAAUAUAAUAUUCUGCGUUCAUCUGUUUUUGCAAAAAAGCUCUGUAAUAACACAGUAAAUGAUUAAGAAUUGAUUUACAAGUUUUGUUUUUGUAAGCACGAGUAUGUAUCUGUGAUACGAUUGAGUAAAUGCUUCAGCUUUGCAAACUGUACCAGACAGAUUUAAGCUGUAAUUUUAUUUACUGUAGCUGCACAUGUACGAGGGCUGUCAAUAAAGUAUAGGUCCUUUUUAUUUUUUUCAAAAACUAUAUGGAUUUCAUUCAUAUGUUUUUACGUCAGACAUGCUUGAACCCUCGUGCGCAUGCGUGAGUUUUUCCA